Molecule: messenger RNA, 2000 nt
Organism: Clunio marinus
Lineage: Eukaryota; Metazoa; Arthropoda; Insecta; Diptera; Chironomidae
Source: the annotation of a GenBank genome assembly
AUAAAAUUGAAUAAAUCAAAAUGAUUUUAAUAAAGUUUAUGGUUGGAAGUUUCGCAAUGUAUUGCGGUGUGUUGAUUUAUUCCAAUGCACAAAACAUCAUAAGUCAAGCACUUUUCCUUGGAAAUCCUUCUGCCUUCAAUACAACAAGAGAUGAUUGCAAGUGGAAGUAUGGCAAUGAAAGAGAUAUUUGUCCAGACCCAGACAUUAAUGUCAUACUUUACACGAGUGUAAAUGGUGGAAAGAAUCGCGGUAAAUUGUGGUUGGAUGUUGGAGAAACUGAUUGGCUUAGAAUGAGUGCUUGGAAUGGCAGCAAAGAAAACAUAAUCUUAGUUCACGGUUAUGCUGGUGGAGAUGAUUUACUACCGAUGGCAGUGGCUCGUGAUGCAUACCUUAAUCAUGGCGAAUACAACGUUUUCGUGGUGGAUUGGUCACCGCUGUGUCAACCUCCGUGCUAUAUCGCAGCAGUUCAUAACAUGAAAACAGUUGCGCAUUGUGUAGCGAAAAGCUUCACAUUUCUGAGAAAUGCUGGAUUGCGUCCGGAUAAAACGACUUGUGUUGGACAUUCAUUAGGUGCUCACAUUUGUGGUUUGAUGGCGAAUCAUUUGAAUUUCCGUUUGGAAAGAAUCAUCGCUUUGGAUCCAGCACGUCCAUUGAUUAGACCGGGAAAUAAUAAUCGAUUGGAUAAUGGCGAUGCUCGAUCAGUUCAAGUCAUUCAUACCAAUGCAGGAUAUUAUGGCGAAGGCGGCAGAAUUGGGCACAUCGAUUUUUGUGUGAAUGGCGGAAGAAGACAACCCUACUGCAGCAACACAACAAAUGUGAAUUUAUGUUCGCAUAUUUGGGCGAUUUGUUAUUUGGCUCAGUCAGUUUUCGACAGCAGUGAAAUGAUAGCUGAGCCUUGUCUCAGGAAAUGUCCAUCAGGUGUCAAUCUUGUUCCAAACACAUCAAAGCCUGGACGUAUUCCGAAAAGCCGUUACGGCUUUGCUCUAAAUUAUGGGAUUCCAAUGGGACAUUCAACACCGAAAUCCGCAAGCGGAUCAUUUUGUUUCAAAGGUUCCGAUCCGCCUUUCUGUCCAAAGCAUGCAAAUGACAUCGGCGAUAAAAGGUGCUGUUUAGAAGCACCAGAUCUUAAAGAAACUCACGUGGAAGUCGUGGUGAAAGUGGUGAAAAGAGAAGAAAAGUCCACGAUGAGUUUGUUAGUGAAAAACAAAAUAAUUUUCGUGAGCCUUCUUGUGAUAUUUAAGUUUAUCAAAGAAAUUUUCACGAAAGAGUUUGAACUUGGUCCAUGUUAUCUGAGCUUCCUCGAACCGUGUGCCAAUAAUUCGAUUCAAUUCUUUUUAUAUUCGAAUGAUACGCCAUUAAAUCAGCCGAUUCUCCUUGACAACCUUUCACCGAAUCUCGAGCUUGAUUACAAUGCAACGAUAAAGAAGAACUUUAAGAUGAUAAUUCAUGGUUAUGGUGGCCAUUUAGAUGCCAAUGGAUUCAAGCAAAUUCGAAACGCAUAUUUACGAAACCCAGAAACGAUGGUGAUCGUUGUUGAUUGGAGUCGAUUGGCAAGGCUUCCGUGCUAUCCAUCAGCUGCCUUGAAUACAAAGCAAGCUGGCGAAUGUACAGCUCAAUUUCUUUUAGGGAUGGAAGAGAACAAUGAAGGUUUUAAGGCAUCAAAUGUUCAUGCCAUAGGCUUUUCACUUGGCGCUCACGUUGCUUCUUUUGCAAGCAAUGCAAUUGAAAAGUCUUUAGGGGUCAAAUUCAAUAGGAUAACUGGAUUGGAUCCGGCGUUACCCUUUUUCGCAACAGCACGUCAACAUUGGAAACUCGACUCAACCGAUGGAAAUUUUGUUGAUGUUAUUCAUACGAAUUCGGGCGUUUACGGGAAAUUAGAAGCAUGCGGACACAUCGACUUCUUCAUGAACAAUGGGCAAUUUCAGCCGGCAUGUGUGAAGGCAAAAAGUAUGGAAUUACAAGCGGAGUAUGAAAACCUUUGUUCUCAUAUGAUGGCAUUA